GAUAGGGUGAUAGGGCGAUAUGUGAAAUAUUUAUUUUGUGAAAUCACAAUACAUCUAUAAGCCAGAAAAUAAACAUAACAUUCUAAAAACAUCGACUAAAUAAUCCGACCAGAAAUCCAUCCAACUGACUGARCCCGAYCACACACCAUUCCAACUAAACCGACCAACCGACCAAUCAUCAUGGGCCUCAGUUUUGUGUUUGUGCAUAUAUAAAAAGGAAUUCAACCAUGACUAAACUCCGCCGGAUAAAUAACUCGCUAAAAUCGUCCGUUCUGACUCCUUUCAUAAGGUUGUUUGGUUGGAUGUUUGGUUGGGCUGUUGGUCGAGGUCGACUCUUUAAGGAACAGCACUUGGUCUGUGCAAUGGGAGAAGAUAGUUCUCCGAGCAUCGAACAUGGGAAACAAAAAURCAAUUCCAAGAUUGAUGGCGGAUGGGGAUGGAUUGUCUGCUUUGGAGCAUUCACUGUUCAUAUUUUAACAGUUGGGCAGCAAAAUAUUGCCGGCGUAAUUUAUUCCGUUCUCGUGGAUGAAUAUGGUACUAAGCGCGCAGAAACAGCUUGGGUCACUGGUUCAUCAUCAAGUAUAAUGUACUUUUUCGCUCCAGUCGGCACAUUUCUCGCGGAACGUUUCGGCUGCCGUAUAGUGGUUAUCUUAGGGGGGCUGCUAUCGGCAAUCGGCCUGGCAUUAUCGUCGUUUUCUCACAGUCUUAUUCCUUUAUACUUCACAUAUGGUCUAUGUUGGGGCAUAGGAACGAGCUUUGGAUUAUUCCCGUCAUUGGUGAUGUUAACCAAAUACUUUCGCCGCAGACUUGCCCUAGUGACSGGCAUAGCGCURUGCGGGGCAGCAAUCGGAGGAGUGGCGCUUGGUCCACUUGURCAAAUCUUCUCAGAGAAAUUYGGUACACCGAACAUGUUUCGAUUUUUGGGAGCGUUAAAUGUUCUAGUGAUAUUUUCAGGAUUAYUGUAUCGGCCGUUAAAYGAAGAAAAGCGCGAUAAAAAACUCAAUCACCAAUCGGUGGGGAAUUCUCUACGGACUCUAAUGAAGCACAAAGGAUAUGUACUAUGGCUGACGGCACUAUGUACACUCAUGCUGGUUUUCUUGGUKCCCUUUGUGCAUCUGGUCAAACUAGCUGAAGACAUACACACUGGCAAAGGGAARUCUUCACUUCUUUCGGGAUKCAUGGCUUCAGGGGGGUUCAUUGGCUGCUUGACAUUUGGUCGACURAGCGAUCAUCCGAAAUGCAACCGCAUCCUCGCUUGUCAAUUCUCGAUUCUUUCAAUGGGGGUUGUUUGUACUUUGGUGACAAUAGCAAACUCUUUUACGUGGCUUGUGGUGUUAGCCUUCGCAUUUGGUGUUUUUGAUGGUUGCUAUGAGAUGUUGGUUCCAGUUAUCACUAGUGACAUCGUKGGUUUUAAGCUGACGCCGACAGCGAUAGGCACUCUUUACUGUGUGUUGGCCAUACCUAAGACUAUYGGUCCGCCUGUUGCUGGGUGGAUCUUCGAUGUAUCACAGAGUUACAACACAGCUUUUUAUGUCACGGGGGGAGUAAUGACUCUAUCGUCUCUCAUCAUGUUUUUAAUUCCUCCAAAGGAUGUUAUGAGAGAAACAAUAAGAAUAAGCUCAUCUGCUAAAGACGUUCAUCUUGUUACCAAUUCAGACUACACAUCCACAACCACAUCGUCUGAUGGUAUCCCAGUCGUUACAACUCGCAAAUUAACGGCAUUAACUUGUUAUGGAUUGCAAUUUAAAUCUAAACAAACACCCGAUGAUUAUUACACUACAAGCGCACAAGAACGACUCCUAGUAGCGGAGAAGAUAACAAGUGUAUAGAUGACACGGCUAUCAUACCACUAUAGCAUUACUAUAUAAAGUACCUCCCCCCCCUUUUUUACUAGGUACCAGUUCUCCUCGUACCGACUACCAAAACAGGAAGCCCAAACGCUUUGUGUAAACAUUCACUAUGUGAAUAAUGGGUAUUUUUGUAUAGCUAACACCCAAUCAAUGCUUACGUACGCUUUCUUAAAGCAAUCGGCAAACUUAUGGUAAAAAGCUUUUUACAAAAUAAAUCUUGAAGCGAUCAAACAA
Messenger RNA from Exaiptasia diaphana, 2084 nucleotides. RefSeq names its product monocarboxylate transporter 12-B. The transcript has 4 exons. Gene Ontology annotation, molecular function: monocarboxylic acid transmembrane transporter activity. The coding region runs from base 228 to 1829 and encodes 533 amino acids. NCBI's taxonomy places the organism in Eukaryota, Metazoa, Cnidaria, Anthozoa, Actiniaria, Aiptasiidae. Gene Ontology annotation, biological process: transmembrane transport. The record is from RefSeq and is a predicted model, not a curated record.